AAUUGGCUGCAUGCCAAAGUAUCUAAAAUAACUUCUAAUCCUGAGCUGGCCAUAGUAUUGGAAGAUCGAGUUCAGGAUGACAUCACACUUGUAUUUUCUGUGUUGUAUUUUAUUUACUGGAUGUUAUCGAAAUGUCGAGGCAUCCUGUGAGGUACCUAUGUGCACAUGUUUAAUAGACGGAGAGCAAGUUCAAGUGGAACAAAAUCUUGAAGGGAACGAAGCAUUGGCGGGAACUGUUGGUGCAUUAAGUUCACUGCUUGUAACCGGAAGUGCACUUGGGUUGUAUGUUCUUUACCAGAAACGAUGUAAGUCGCCCGAGAUUUCGAGGCAGGUGUCAGAUUUAUCCAAUAAUAAGCCACCUCCUUCAGGACGAAAAGGAAUGUCCCCACCACCGCCCUAUCGACCGGAUACCUCUGCUUCCAGAAACAUAUACCGGGCUGGAAUGAAAGACCCCACAAGUCAUCGCGUGGGGAACCGCAGCGCCACACAGCACCUGUACGAUAGGAUGUCAGACUGGAAUUAGA
This is a messenger RNA of Saccostrea echinata, 524 nucleotides long. RefSeq lists its product as uncharacterized. The coding region runs from base 77 to 523 and encodes 148 amino acids. NCBI's taxonomy places the organism in Eukaryota, Metazoa, Mollusca, Bivalvia, Ostreida, Ostreidae. The transcript has 2 exons. The record is from RefSeq and is a predicted model, not a curated record.